Messenger RNA from Lacerta agilis (Sand lizard), 326 nucleotides. RefSeq names its product prolactin releasing hormone (gene PRLH). Gene Ontology annotation, molecular function: prolactin-releasing peptide receptor binding; neuropeptide hormone activity. The transcript has 2 exons. NCBI's taxonomy places the organism in Eukaryota, Metazoa, Chordata, Lepidosauria, Squamata, Lacertidae. Gene Ontology annotation, biological process: response to peptide hormone; G protein-coupled receptor signaling pathway; feeding behavior. The record is from RefSeq and is a predicted model, not a curated record. Bases 17 to 280 code for a protein of 87 amino acids.
GGGAAAGGAAAGAGACAUGAGGCUUUUCAUCGUCUGCCUCUUGUGCUUGCUGAUGGACUGCCUGCUGCUGCCUGACGCCGAAUGCCGAAUCCUUGAGCGAUCCAUGGAAGUCAGAAAUCCAGACAUUGAUCCUUCCUGGUACACGGGGCGAGGGAUCCGACCUGUGGGACGGUUUGGCAGAAGGAGAGCAGCUGGAGAGAAUGCCCAGAAAAGUGACCACCGGCCCCAGCAGGCCUGCUUCCCCAUAGGAGGGAGCGAUGAGCAGCUGCAAGAUGAAUGAUGCCUCAGAAGUGAACGAUCUCCCAUCCCGACAAGAAAGAACACAC